Anisakis simplex (herring worm) is the source of this 1464-nucleotide messenger RNA. The record is from the annotation of a GenBank genome assembly. Lineage: Eukaryota; Metazoa; Nematoda; Chromadorea; Rhabditida; Anisakidae.
AUGGAGAACCCGGAAUAUAAUGUGGCCGCAGUUGUUUGCGAAGCAAAUAACAACCAUAAACCACUGGUAGUACAGGAUGACGAGUUUCAUGAUUACAUACCUGUUGUUAUACCAGAAUCUCUGGGUGCUCCUCUAUCAGCACAUUCACGCAGGUCUUCAUCAUGUACACUCAGCUCCCUAACACCGCCACCACCUCGACCACCGAAACCGAGGCAGCUAACACCGCCACCAAUAUCGUCAUCGACCUCAUCGGAAUCGUCACUAGGGUCGCUAAGGUUGCCACCGAGAUCAGUAAUACCCUCACCCCAAGAAUCACCACAUCCGAAGGCUGAACCAAGUGGUCCCCCCCAAAAAAUAAGUACUGGAAUCAGAAACAAAAUAGAAUUGCUGUUGAAAAGUUUGAACCGAGUGCAGAGUGAAAUGGUUCAGCGGAAACCGCCAGCAGUGACACAUGCUGUGAAUCGAUCAACUUCAGCAGCUGCAUCCGGAGUACGAUACAACUGGGAUGAGCAACCGGAGACAUCAACCUCGAAACUCGAACGACCACAUCGUUUGUCUCUGAUCGAUCAGCGAAUUUCGCGCAGAAUGAUCGCAAUCCCGCAUGUUUCACCAGCCAGUAUCAGUGCUGCUCGCGACGACGGCGAUCGAAAUCAUAUCAAAAGAACAAACAAAAAUCAAAUAGUACAAUGCAAAAACGAAACGGAUGCAACUCUCAAAAAUCCAGUGCAACGCAACAUGAGAAAAUCAAGCACUUCAACGCAAGCCAGCAACCAUACUGAUGUUUCUGAUACGAAUGCUGACCAGCAACAAAUUUUCACACCCCAGUCAACACCAAUUCCAGUAAUCAAAUUGAAUGAUCAUCACAGUGAUGAUCAUGAAUGCCUAGUGAUUCCCCCACCACCAAGUAGUCUCCCCACCCCAACACCCAGCAUCGCACCCAGCACUUCAUUCCAUGAUCCUCGAAAUGAUGAUCGUGAAUGCAAACCUAGAAAUGACUUCAAACCAAAUCAAAUCAUUGUAGACGAGCAUGAUAAAAAGAAAGAAACUGUUAGCGCUGAGCAUGGAACGUUGGCUUGCGUCGAAAGGACGCAUGAAGACGAUUAUGAAACGAUAAGUGAUCUUGAAACAACACCGGAUGCUCUUCCGACAACCAUCUGCGAAAAUAUUGCGAAGACGAAUACUUCAGAGCCAAUUUAUUGGGCACCCGUCACAUUGACGAUAAGAGAGGACGGUCAUCCAGCCAUAUCAUUUUACGGCAAUCCAUUUGAAUAUCUGCAUCGACGUUUGAAGAGUGGUUUGAAACAGAUCAGUGCACCACCAGUGAGUGACAACCGUCCACAGCCAAUCGCAUCACCGACUUGCAAGAUUCGAUGGAGUCUCGUUACAUUCGCAAUCAUUGUUCUUUUGUGUAUUGGUGGAACAAUCGCGUUAGCUUUUUAUAUCGCGGCAAAGUCAUGUAAGUGA